AUGCCGUCCCAGCCCCCGCCGGGCUCCACCGGCGGAAGCCCCCGGAUCCAGGCGUCAGGCUCCACCGGCAGAAGCCCCCGGAUCCCGGCGGAGCUCUCCGCCCAGGCCGUCCGCCGCGUAGUGGAUUUUUUCAAAAUAAAUGAAAAACUCCGCCCAGUCACAGGCGCAGCCGUCUCCUCUCCCUUCUUGCCCCGCGCCGCCGCCACUCCGCCGCUCGCGGGAAUGCUGUCCCAGCCCGCGCCGGACUCCACCGGCGGAAGCCCCAGGACCCCGGCACCGGGCUCCACCGGCGGAAUCCCCCGGAUCCCGGAGCUCUCCGCCCAGGCCGUCCACCGCAUCGCGCGGAAAUGCACUACACUCGUCGAUUGGUGUCUGGAGAGAGUGGAGGGCGGGGAGGGCAAGAUCCGCGUCGCUGGAACCACCUUCACCCCGCAAAUGGGCGAGCAAAUGAGGAAAGGAGCAUCGUCCUCAAAGGGAAACAUGAAAGUGGCAGGCCGAGUGUUCAGAUCUUCUGCCAUUGUGAAGCGCCAUGCUUAUCUCACAAUUGAGUCCGAGGAUGGUUACCAGAUACGGAUAGGCGGCCCCUUGAAUAUUCCCAAAACACGUGAGAAUGGAUUUUCUGAAGAGGUGUGCGAAUCCUUUGGGAUUGGCUUUCCAAUUCUAUGGCAAAGGCUUGUUAAUCCAAAGAUGGUGCCGGAUAAUGAACAUGCACGAUCAUCAUCAGAAACUACUACUGGUCCACCAAGUCCUUCAGUUGAAGAUUACAUGGCAUACUUCUUAAGUGACAGCUUUAGCAGUAAAAUCACAUAUGAUUAUGAUUUAACAGAGAAUGAUUUCUACUCAUCCGUAGGGUAUAGUGGCAACACAGAUGGACUUACUACCCAAAGCCCUUCGAACUUACCGGAUGAUAAUGCAGGAAACAUAACUGCAUCUUUGGGAUUAUAUGGCCUCAGAAUGGGUGUGCCUGAGAAACCUUUGGCACCACCUGGAGAAGCAUGUAAUAGUGGCCAAGAAAGUUAUCAGCAUGAAAGUACGCAGAUAGAUGCAAGUAAACCGGAGAUAGUUAAUCGCUCCAUCAGCUCUGUUUCAGUUAGGCAAAGUACAGGUUCCAUCAGCUCCAACUCAAAAGUAGAUGGCAACAUAUUGGCACCAUCCAAAAUUUCGUCAGUUGUGAAUGAAGGUUACAGGAGCACAGUAGGUUGUGGUCAGGCUGACGAAGAUGCUGAUAUUCAGCAAGAGAAUAUGCACAGCUGUUCAAGUGAGCAUGGAAUGGUUGCUCCUCCCCUUGACUGUACGUUCUCUCAACUAGGAGAACCAGGAAUUCCAAAAUCUGGGAAAGAUUCAGUGAACAUUGGGACUACAGAUGCAUUAGAACUACCAACUGAAGGGAUGACUCCAAAGUUUGGAGCUAUUCGAGGCUUGGAAGACAGUACUGGCAGGAGAUUACGAAGUGGCAAAGUUCUUGAAAUGCCUAGUGUUGGACCAAUGAAGAGGGGCCACAAGCAGAAAAAGAUCCAGCAAGAAUCAUCGAGUAAACAAAUGGUUAAUCAAGGAGCUACAUCCAAUGCAGAUCUGACUUCUCAUGAAAAUGUAGGUUGA
Molecule: messenger RNA, 1599 nt
Organism: Miscanthus lutarioriparius
Lineage: Eukaryota; Viridiplantae; Streptophyta; Magnoliopsida; Poales; Poaceae
Source: the annotation of a GenBank genome assembly